AUGCUCACCUCUCUCGGCUCGAGUGAGUCCCCUUCUUCGCCACUACGAACCCUACGGAUAGUGAAGAAGCGUUGCGGAUUCGACGACAAAGUGGCCUCCUUCCAGGCCGUCACCGGUCUCGAGGACUCCGAUCUCUGCACCGAGAUCAUCUCCGCCCAUAAUUGGGAUCUGGAGCUCGCCAUCCCCUCUUUCACCUCGAAUGGCCCUUCAUCCUCCGCCCCCGGCCUCGCUUGGAGGAUCGCUACCCUCCCCUUCUACGUCGUCUCCGGCGCCGUCGGCCUCGGCUUCUGGAUCGCGGUCGGAUUCUCUCCCGCACCGUCGGCCUCCUCGCCGCGCCACGCGGCGCCGAGGCCGUCCGCCUGA
This is a messenger RNA of Zingiber officinale, 363 nucleotides long. RefSeq names its product plant UBX domain-containing protein 10-like. The record is from RefSeq and is a predicted model, not a curated record. The coding region runs from base 1 to 363 and encodes 120 amino acids. The transcript has a single exon. NCBI's taxonomy places the organism in Eukaryota, Viridiplantae, Streptophyta, Magnoliopsida, Zingiberales, Zingiberaceae. Gene Ontology annotation, molecular function: protein binding.